GUGAUCUGAGGGUGUUCUGGGAGCUGGGUCGGUGGGGGCUAGGACAGUGUCGAGGGUGUUGCAGACGUGCCAGCGGGGCUCUGGGGGUGUUGUUGCUAAGGGGGUAGAGUUGUUGAUGCUGGAACGUCACCACAGGGUGCCCCUGCCCACAGCUGGGAGUGGGAGCGAUCCUAUCAGCAGUUUCUUUAGGAGCCAGGGUCUACCCUCAGAUGUGGGUGGGAGGGAACACUGCUUGCCCCCCCUAUAUCCCGCUUCAUGGCUGGUUUACGUCAGCCAGGCCCACCUCGGUGCAGUGGAAAUUAGGCUCUUCAGGGACACCCCAUCCCCUUUGGGACUGGCCUGUCCAGGGGGCUGCAGUGAUAGGAGACCCUCUCCCUGGGCCAAGUGCUUGGGAGUCAGUGCCCGAGGGUGUGAGCAGUCAUCCAGUUGGGGUGCCACUGCCAGGAGGUCAUGCUGUUGGAGUGAAGGAUGGUGGCCGUGGACACGACGCUCUGUGUGGAGUGGAAGGAGGUGAAGGCACUGUCACCACUGAGUGCUGCCCGCCCACUGCCCCGACUGGUGCGCCAGGCCUCCUUCGACAGCCAGGACUUCCUCCAGGUCAAUGUUGAGGACACUGUCGAGAUGCUGCCCAAGUCGCGGCGCGCGCUGACCAUCCAGGAGAUUGCUGCCCUGGCCCGCUCCUCACUGCACGGCAUCUCGCAAGUGGUGAAGGAGCACGUGACGAAGCCGACAGCCAUGGCGCAGGGCCGCGUGGCCCACCUCAUCGAGUGGAAGGGCUGGUGUAAGCCAGUGGAGUCACCUGCUGCCCUGGAGAGCGCCUUCAGCUCCUACUGCCACCUGAGCGAGGGCGAGCAGGAGGCGCGAUUUGCUGCCGGGGUGGCAGAGCAGUUUGCCAUCGCUGAGGCCAAGCUGCGAGCCUGGUCCUCGGUGGAUGGGGACGACUCCAAUGACGAGUCCUAUGACGAGGACUUCUUGCCCUCCACAGAGAGCUCCCAGGCCACCGAGCUGUCUGGCACGAUGCCCGCCAGUGCGCUGCUGCGAGACCUGCUGCAGGGCCACCUGUGCCAGCUGGGUGUGCGGCACGGCUCCUGCGAGCCCGAGAGCGACUCCUCGCACACCCUCUCCCCUGAGACUCUCUGCUCCAGCCUCUGCAGCCUGGAGAUGGUGUCCCCCUCCGAACUCACUGCCAAACUACUGGGCUCCCUGGGGGGCGAGGACCUGCUGCUGCCCAAGCUGCCACCCCCAGCCAGCCAAAGUGCCUUGCGGGGCCUGGCACGGCUCCGGUGCCAGGACUCCCUCUACUCCGUGUCCUACGCCGAAGCCUGCCUCUCGCCCGCGGAGGAUGAGGUGGUGCUGAGCAAGGACUUCCCUCUGCGCCGGAAAGUCUCCGAUGUCGCCUCCUCUGGGGUGGCAUCGCUGGAGGAGGAGGAGGACGCUGAAGAGCCCUGACGCCCCCCAGGGUGCCCUGCCUCUCCUGGUGGGGGCCCAGUCCCCCUACCGAAGCCCUCUGGCCAGACCCCAUACUGGGCAAGGGACGGGCCCUGCUGCUGCUCCCCCUCGCUAUCCGGGCGCAGGAGGGGCUCGGGGGACCACUGCAGCCCCCCCAGCCAGUGUGCCCCCACUGUGCCCUGGCCCUGCUUGGCCACAUCGUUGCCCUCCUGGAUUUUUGCAUGAGAGCAGGGAAGAGGCGCAGGGAAGGGCUCGGGGGGUCCGUCCCCCACCCUGAUGCCCAGAUGUGACCCCCAAAACUAACAAGACUAAAUAAGUGGGGCUGACUGUUCGCAUGUUUUCCCCCAAACCACCCUGGGCUCCCCUUUUGGGCACAGGCCCCCACCCCCCCACCACUGGCAUGGCUGAAACUCUCUGAGCAUCCCGUGGUGCCCCCACCACCCUGAGCCAGGAUGGUGGUGGCCAUUUGGGGUGGGAGGGGCUUUUCUCCUCUCUCCCUGGCCAGCUUUUAUCAGACCGAGUUUUAAACUGUGAACUGCUGCCUCGGUACAUGGGGCUGCCAGAGAGAUGCUGUGGGGGUGCUGGGUGUUCUGGGAGUGGUGCUGGGACUUUCUAUACUUUUGUACAUGCAUGGGGCUGGCACAGGAAGACUGCAGGGCCAGGUGGGCAUGGACACUCAGAAUGGUGGCUUUGGAUCACCAGGACAGCAGCCCCAAGCCAGCCCUUCAGCAAGGGGCUCAGCCCAGCCAGGGCUCCCCAAAUCUGCUGUGAGGCAAUGCUGGGUGGAGAGAGGGGGUAGGCAGUGGGACUGAUGUCCCUGUCCCCAGGUCACUCACCACUAGCAGGGAACCAAGUGCCUACAUGAAGGGCGACCAGCCCCACCCCGUCCUGGCUGGGAGUGGCACCCCCACCUCGGGGGCCCUGCAAGCCCAUGCCAGGGGUUCCAGGCACGUGGUUUGGGGGAGGAAUGCCAGUUUUUGCCAACGCUUGCACGCCCCUUCCCGCAUGGCACGUGUUCUUGUAGGGCCACUCUCCCCCUGCAUGCUGCUCCUCACCCAGCCUGGCCGUGGUCCCCUGGCCUCUCAUCCCAGGGUGCCCCAAGCACCUGCUGCACCCCUGCUCCUGUGCACCCCCAGCACCCCCACAAGCCUUUGCUGGGCACAGCCCCUCUUCUCCCUCCCUGCCUUGGGGUGCCCACUGUGGGACUGCCCCCCAACUCCACCCCUCCAUCGCCAAACUAUGAGGGGCUGCAGGGGCUGGCAGGCCUGAUGCCGUGCCAAUGGGCUCCUUGCCACCCGCUGCCAUUCCCUCCCGAGGGCAGCAGAUGCUCCCCAGGGUACAGGGAUAGGAUGGGAUGGUGAGUCUGGGGUGCCUGCAGGUGGGUGGGGGGCUUUGCUCUGUGUGUGUGUGCAUGUGCACACCUGGGAGCGCAUGGGCAUGUGCACGCAUGUGCAUAUCUGUGGGGCUGCCUGAGCCCCCCCACCCCGCUGCGGCGGUACCUGUGGGUGUCCACACCGUGGCACCCCCUCCUCUAUCCUGCCAGGUCUUGAAUAAAGUCAAUUG
Molecule: messenger RNA, 3012 nt
Organism: Lepidothrix coronata (blue-crowned manakin)
Lineage: Eukaryota; Metazoa; Chordata; Aves; Passeriformes; Pipridae
Gene: FAM131A
Product: family with sequence similarity 131 member A
Exons: 6
Coding region: 469-1449 (326 amino acids)
Source: RefSeq, a predicted model, not a curated record